AUGAUAAGGCAGAGCUCUGCCGCGGAUAUACGCGAAUCAUCAAAGACUUUGUCGGAAGUACUGAAAUCAAAGCUGCUGUCAAGGAACGAAAAGCUUGUGCGUACUGUUGAAUAUGCAGCAAAGCACGGUGUAACGCCAAGGUCAUACUCAAGCGUAUCGAAUGGAAGCUUCACACAUUACCACCUGGAUAUUUUUAUUCCACUCAUAUUGGUCACUGUUUUACUCAUUGCUUUAUUUGCAUGGUUGUCUCGCCUUAUAGUAGACAAGUGUGCCAAGCGAAGGCCAGAAAGUAACGACGAGUUGAAAACCGUCGAAACCCCAGAUCCGGAGGAACCAAGCAGAAAUGAAAAGCCUGAUGUUGGCCCUGCAGUCCAUAUUAUACCACCCGAGGAGCCGCCACACGAGGGAGCCGAUUAG
Messenger RNA from Cooperia oncophora, 417 nucleotides. The record is from the annotation of a GenBank genome assembly. Lineage: Eukaryota; Metazoa; Nematoda; Chromadorea; Rhabditida; Trichostrongylidae.